AUGCGUCCCACCAUAUCCUUAGCCCUGGCCGUCCUCACGGCAACAACGCGCAUCUCAGCCCUCAACCUCCUCCCACGCCAGAGCGCCUGUCCCUCAGUCUGGACCGACGUCGCCGCCUCCUUCAAAAAACGACUAACCAGCUGCGGCCAAUUCGCCCAUACCCUCAUCCGCCUCGCCUUCCACGACUGCCACUCAGGCUGCGACGGCAGCAUCCUCCUCACCAACGAAUGCUCUUACACCCAAAACCGCGGCCUCAACGACACAUGCAACACGCUCCGCAGCAUGCGCACCCAAUUCAACGUCGGCGCCGCCGACAUCAUCCAAUUCGGCGCCGCCCUCGCCAUCGCCGCCUGCCCGCUGGGGCCCCGGGUACAAGCCUUGGUGGGCCGCCCCGACAGCACCCAAGCCGCGCCUGUGGGCUCCCUCCCGCACAGCAGCGACUCGCCCGAGAAGCUGGUUGCGGAUUUCCGCGCCAUAGGCAUCUCGGCGCAGGAAAUGAUUGCGCUGCUCGGCACGCAUAGUGUCGCCGUGCAGCUGUUUGAUGACCCGAAACAGGCGGGCAAGUCGCUCGAUAGUACCCCCUCGACGUAUGACACUUUGUACUAUAAUCAGACCAAGUUUCGGACUGCGCCGUAUACGCUGCAGAGUGAUUUUGAGCUCGCGCAUUAUAAUGAGACGGCAGAUAUUUGGGACUCGUUUAUUAACUCGGCGGAUCUGUGGAAUCAAGUUUUUGUCCCCGCGUGGUUCAAGUUGUCGACUGUGGGGGUAGACACGAGUAAUUUGCAGGAUUGCUCGGAUCUUGUUCCAGCCAGCAAGACGAAACGUCGUAAGAGCGUGGAUGGAGUAGUGAGGAAGUUUAGGGGGUGA
Molecule: messenger RNA, 867 nt
Organism: Bipolaris maydis ATCC 48331
Lineage: Eukaryota; Fungi; Ascomycota; Dothideomycetes; Pleosporales; Pleosporaceae
Product: heme peroxidase
Biological process (GO): response to oxidative stress
Molecular function (GO): heme binding; peroxidase activity
Source: RefSeq, a predicted model, not a curated record